Calypte anna (Anna's hummingbird) is the source of this 2122-nucleotide messenger RNA. RefSeq names its product NIMA related kinase 11 (gene NEK11). Gene Ontology annotation, biological process: protein phosphorylation. The transcript is spliced from 18 exons. The record is from RefSeq and is a predicted model, not a curated record. The coding region runs from base 320 to 2122 and encodes 600 amino acids. NCBI's taxonomy places the organism in Eukaryota, Metazoa, Chordata, Aves, Apodiformes, Trochilidae. Gene Ontology annotation, molecular function: ATP binding; protein kinase activity.
CGCUCCUCCACGAAGCCGGUCAAACCAGGGAUUCCCAUGGCGCCGGUGAUCACCGACCCGGCCCGGCCCAUCCACUCCUCCGGAAGUAACGCCGUGAGUGACAGUCAGAUUCCUCCAAUCAGAGCGGAUCUUCUUCAUCCCGCCCGCUCGCUUUGGGUGCGCAUGGGCGGUGUCUCUUAGCAACGGAGCCGCACACCGGGUCCCGUCGGGGCGCUUAGUGGGUCGGCCGCCUUGUAUUUCCUGGGAACAUCCAUGGAAGAGUAAAGGAUUUGAAACCUGCACUCAUAGGAAAUUUGUGUAGUUUCUGUUACUCAGAGCAAUGCUGAAAUUUCAAGAAACUGCUAAGCAUGUCACUGUUGCCAGAUUUAAUUCUGCUUGUUCAGAUACUGUGAUUGCAAGAAGAUACACUAUUCAGAGGAAACUUGGCAAUGGAAGCUUUGGAAGUGUAUAUCUGGUUUCUGACAGAAAAGCAAAACGAGGAGAAGAACUAAUGGUUCUGAAGAAAAUAUCUGUUGGAGACCUAAAGCCUAAUGAAACAGUUGAAGCAAAUCUGGAAGCACAACUACUCUCCAAAUUAGACCAUCCAGCCAUUGUCAAAUUUUAUGCAAGCUUUGUGGAGCAAGAUAGUUUCUGCAUUACCACUGAAUACUGUGAGGGUGGAGACCUAGACUUUAAAAUUCAAGAGUACAAAGACUGUGGGAAGAUAUUCACUCAAAGACAAAUAAUAGACUGGUUUAUACAGUUGUUACUUGGAGUCAACUACAUGCAUGAAAGGUGGAUACUCCACAGAGAUUUGAAAGCCAAGAAUAUAUUUGUGAAAAAUAAUCUUCUUAAAAUUGGGGACUUUGGAGUUUCUCGACUGUUGAUGGGUUCAUGUGACCUGGCAACUACAUUUACUGGGACACCAUACUACAUGAGUCCAGAAGCACUGAAGCACCAGGGAUAUAACACAAAAUCUGAUAUUUGGUCCCUGGGAUGCAUUUUAUAUGAGAUGUGCUGUAUGAGCCAUGCAUUUACUGGCCACAAUUUUUUGUCUGUUGUGUUAAAAAUCGUAGAAGGAGAUACACCUUGUCUUCCUGACAGAUACCCAAGCAAACUGAAUGCUGUGCUGUGCAGCAUGUUAAAUAAGAAUCCUUCAUUGAGACCAGCAGCAGCAGAGAUCCUAAAAAUCCCUUAUAUUGAGGAAGAACUAAAGAAUAUACAGUAUGAGUUCACAAACAUUACUGUGAAAGACAAGUCACUUAACGGGCAGAAGGAAGCUGCUCCUAUUUUUGAUGCUGUGCAGAGGGAAGUUAAUUUGCAAACUCUGCAGGAACUGUCUGAAGUACAGAAAAUGACACCACGAGAACGAAUGAGGCUGAGGAAAUUAAAUGCUGCCGAUGAGAAAACAAAGAAGUUGAAACAGCUGGCAGAAGAAAAAUGUCAAGAAAAUGUCAAAAGAAUGCAAGAAUUCAGGGCCCAUAAUUUUCAAGAGCUGAAUAUUAAUGUCCUACAUGAAUCUGAUGAGCAGACUUCAAAACCCCUAAUUCAAUCUCAGCCAGUUGUUACAUGCAACUCCAUGUCCAUGGGAUAUGAUGAACCAGGUGGAAAUGAAGCAUCAAGUCAGCUCUGCAUGUCUAAAUUUACAGACCAUGAGAUCCCUGAAGACCCGGAAAUUGCAGAAGAAUAUUAUAAUGAUGAGUUUGAAUCCUAUUCAGAAAGCAGUGAAGAGGAGGAGGAUGCCAAAGCAUCGCAGACUCUUUCUAAGACAAAUCACCAGGACAGUGAUAUUGAGGCAAUGGUUAAGUAUCUGGAGAGUGUGCUGAAUAAUAGCUCAUUGGGCUCAGGGACUGUCACCAGAGUGUCUCCAGGGGCACCCCAGGAAUUCAGAGCUCUCAACAGCACUAUGGCUGAGACCAAACUGAAACACGAGGGAGAAUCUGCCAUUGGGAAGCUGGGAGCAGAGGUAUUUGAGGCUGUGUACAGCUAUCUCAAGCAAGCAAGACAGCAGAAGGCCAGUGAGGGGGAAAUCAAGAGCCACCUGGAAAAACUUGUUUCUAGAGCAAGUGAUUGCUUUGAAGUGGAUCAGCUUCUGUACUUUGAGGAGCAGCUACAGGCUUCAGAAGCCCAUCUUCAGCUGUAA